GGUGGAGUGCCUCGUUUGUUUAUUUGUACCAUUUCUCGCUUUUCUUUUGCUUACCGGGAGUCUCAUUGGGGCGUGUGAGAGUGCCUUCAGCCAGCAGAAUGGAUCACGCACUGCUGGACGUAUGCGAAUUCGACGAGAGGGAGCUGUCCUAUUUUAUCUUCUGCGAAUAUACAAGUCACAUCGAGUUCAAGCUGUGGAGGAACUACAUGAAGCGCCAACUGCUGGACGACAACCUGGAGUUGGUGGAGGACAUGCUGGCGGACAUCUGUCGCACCAAGAGUCGCCUGUGCCGCAUCUGCUUCAAUCCGCUGGCCUGGUUGCGCCGCGAGACGGAGGAGCACGAGAUAGAGUGGCGCUGCGGCUCCUGCACACUCUCGCAGCCCAUCCUGCAGUGCAACUCCGCCGAGGCCUGCAACGUCCUCAUGGAUCUCAUUGUGAACAAUAAGAUCCACCCGCAGAUCCUCGCCUCGGCGCUCAACUUUAUCUUCUCCGCCGCGUACAACUUCAUCGGCAUCUCCUCGCCCGUGGAUGCCGACGAUCCUAUCCAGACGCUCUUGUCCAUGCACGCCAAGUCGCCGAGUGCCUUGCGCCUGGGCGGGCCGCACACCGUGGUCUUCGCGGACAUCUAUCACGACACCAGCGCGACCGUGCAGUUCAGGGAUGAGUCCGCGCCCGACACGCCGUUCCCCAUCCUCUACCUCGCCGACACAGUGGCCAUACCGACGCGCUUCUUCAUGCACCCGCUCAGGUACCUGCAUCAGCCUGGUGAGGCUGCCAGCGUUGAUGACAAGCGACUGGUGCAAGAGUUGGCGCAGAUCGCGAAUUCUGUGAUAAAAUCCGGCAGCAAUCUGGUGCUGGGACCACAUUUGCAGGAACUUAUCAAGCCAGACACAUACACAAAUCGCCCGCACAACCUCGAGGCGAUUGUGACGCUGGAGUCUCUGCGCUCGCACGCCCUGGACUCGGAGCAGGAUGUCUGGGGCAACAGUUAUGACAUGAUGUUGCCGGCGAAGAGGAUCUGCUGCGGCGUGAAUUGCCUGAUGGCCAGCACGCAGCGGCGCAAGCCGAAGACACGCGAGGAAUUCUACCAGGCGCUACAGAAUUAUCUUACCAGCGCCAUUUGGCUGAAGACCUUCCACGGCACGCCAUUCGAGACACUCCUGUACCCCGUCCUGGGCCACUCAGGUGGACUCCGGUAGAUCAAGCAAUACUCACCACUGCUCCUCAAUGUACCAAAGUCACACUCGAGGGAACCACCUUUUGGACACACGCUGUUGAAUCAAAUGUCUCUGCAGAGAGGCGGAAGAAUUUUCCAAUUUGAAUCAAAAUAAGUCAAAAUGUGCCUUUGAGAAUUAUACCAAAUACCAAAAAAGAGAAAUAAAGCAUAAAGU
Phlebotomus argentipes is the source of this 1391-nucleotide messenger RNA. RefSeq lists its product as uncharacterized. The record is from RefSeq and is a predicted model, not a curated record. Bases 99 to 1199 code for a protein of 366 amino acids. The transcript has 3 exons. NCBI's taxonomy places the organism in Eukaryota, Metazoa, Arthropoda, Insecta, Diptera, Psychodidae.